Molecule: messenger RNA, 381 nt
Organism: Eucalyptus grandis
Lineage: Eukaryota; Viridiplantae; Streptophyta; Magnoliopsida; Myrtales; Myrtaceae
Product: cytochrome P450 71D8-like
Exons: 1
Coding region: 1-381 (126 amino acids)
Molecular function (GO): iron ion binding; oxidoreductase activity, acting on paired donors, with incorporation or reduction of molecular oxygen; heme binding
Source: RefSeq, a predicted model, not a curated record
AUGUCGCACGAAUCUGCUGACAUUGCAUUUGAGCCUUACGGCUUAUCUUGGAGGCAGCUUAGAAAAAUCUGCACUUUAGAGCUCUCGAGUGCCAAGAGGGUCCAGUCUUUUAGGCAUAUAAAGGAAGAAGAGGUUUUCAAUCUCGUCAAAUGGGUCCCUUUUAAUGCAGUAUCUCCGAUCGAUCUUACUCAGGGACUAUUCUCGACUAGUUACGGAAUUACUUCGAUCGUGGCUUUUGGAAAGAAAUGCAAUGAGGAGGAGGAGGAGGAGGAGGAGGAGCAGAUCAUAUCAGUAGUCGCCAAAGCAACUAGAUUGUCAGCUGGCUUUGAGGUUGGGGACAUGUUUCCCCUGUCGAAGUGGCUUCUUGUGAUUAGUUGGUGA